This is a messenger RNA of Asparagus officinalis (garden asparagus), 426 nucleotides long. RefSeq lists its product as uncharacterized. The transcript is spliced from 2 exons. The coding region runs from base 1 to 426 and encodes 141 amino acids. The record is from RefSeq and is a predicted model, not a curated record. NCBI's taxonomy places the organism in Eukaryota, Viridiplantae, Streptophyta, Magnoliopsida, Asparagales, Asparagaceae.
AUGGAUAAUAUUCUGGAUUGUGUUAUACUGAAAGUGACAGAGGUGAUGAAUGCUAAUCUUACUUGUAACUUUAGUCGUGCUAAGGUGAAGCAACCAAAGUGUAUCACAAAAUUUCGGUCAAUUUUUGUUUGCAAUGUUCUAUACAAGAUCGCAUCUAAAGCUUUAGCUAAUAGAUUAAAGAAGGUGCUACCAAAGAUUAUCUCAACCAAUCAAAGUGCUUUUACACUAGAGCGGUUAAUCGCUGACAAUGUGCUUGUUACAUUUGAGGCGAUGCACUGUAUGAAAUCAAAUAAACCUAGGUGCACACAAAAGAUGGCGGUAAAACUUGAUAUGUCAAAGGCAUAUGAUAGUUUUGAAUGGGAUUAUCUUCAAGCUAUGAUGUUAAAGUUGGGGUUUGCUGAGUCAUGGGUGCGCCUUGUGACGUAA